AUGGCCACCAAGCAGGACAAGACGCCCGACUUUAGCCUCAGCGACUAUUUGAAAUUUUUCAGUGCCGGAGCGCUGGCCGCGACCCUCACCCAUGGCGCCGCCACCCCCAUCGACGUCGUCAAGACGCGCAUCCAGGUCGAUGACUCCCUCAAGGGCUACAACAUGGUGCGCGCCGGCCGCACCAUCGUCGCCAAGGAAGGCGCCUCGGCCCUCCUCACCGGCUUCGGCCCCACGGCCGUCGGCUACCUCGUCCAGGGCGGCGGCAAGUUCGCCGGCUACGAGUUCUUCAAAAAGACCUUCAUCAACCUCGCCGGCGGGCCCGAGGCGGCCGUGCCCCGCCGCACCGCCAUCUACCUCGGCGCCUCCGCCACCGCCGAGUUCUUCGCCGACAUCUUCCUCUGCCCCCUCGAGGCCACGCGCAUCCGGCUCGUCUCCCAGCGCGGCUACGCCAACGGUCUGACGUCGGGCUUCCUGCGCAUGGCGCGCGAGGAGGGCUUCCGCGGCUUCUACUCGGGCUUCGUGCCGCUGCUCUUCAAGCAGGUCCCCUACGCCGUCGGCCAGUUUACCGUGCACGAGGCCGUCAACGAGGUCAUCUACCGCGCCAUUGGCACCGAGCGCAAGGCAAAGCUCACCCAGCUGCAAAACACGGGCAUCGAGCUGACGUCGGGCAUCGCCGCCGGUGUCGCCGCCGCCGUGCUCUCGCACCCCGCCGACACCCUACUCUCCGCCAUCAACAAGGGCGCCGGCGACCCCAAGCAGGGCGCCACCAGCCGCAUGUUCCAGCUCGCCCGCGAGUUUGGCCCUGUCCGCCUGCUCACCACCGGUCUGGCGCCCCGUGUCAUCAUGACUUGCGGUCUGGUCUCGGGCCAGUUUGUCAUCUACGCCCAAUGCAAGGCACUCACCGGCGCGCCGCCCGGCAUCGAGAUUCACAAGGAGGCAUCUCUAUAA
Messenger RNA from Cordyceps militaris CM01, 948 nucleotides. Its product is annotated as phosphate transport protein MIR1. Gene Ontology annotation, molecular function: phosphate transmembrane transporter activity. The record is from RefSeq and is a predicted model, not a curated record. Lineage: Eukaryota; Fungi; Ascomycota; Sordariomycetes; Hypocreales; Cordycipitaceae. The transcript has 2 exons. Gene Ontology annotation, biological process: mitochondrial phosphate ion transmembrane transport. Bases 1 to 948 code for a protein of 315 amino acids. Gene Ontology annotation, cellular component: mitochondrial inner membrane.